CGAUUCACGGCCUCGGGAUGGUGACCGGAAACGGUUCAGCUCAAAGAAGCGGAGGGUCAUGUUUGUUUAUACAUAAAGACCCGGGCUGCCCAAGGUAGUUCGAGCGUUAUAACAUUCAGCACUUUCUUCACCUCACACACUCCAACUCUUCAACCUCACCAUCCAACCAAUCCGCCCAUCACGAUGCGUUCCAACACUCUUCUUGUUGCCCUUGCGGCCACCGCUUCGGCUUCUGCCGUUCCCCAGCCCCGGGCUGAGGCCCCCGCCGCUCUGAUCACUCCGGCCCCCGUCUUUAAGGGCUCGGCUGUCCAGGAUGCCAUCCGCGCGCAUGGUCAGGCAGGGCAGCACGAGGUCGACAAGCGGGCCUACGUGGUUUCGUACGAGAUUUCAGGCUCGGGCAACAAGUUCACCAGCUGCCUUUACAGCCUCAGCUCGGCGCUGAUGUCGAUUGAAAGCGCCGCCCCUUAUCCCUCCGACACCGAUCUGGCGUCCUGGCUUUCAACGCUUGCUCUUGAGGAGCCCACCACCACGCUGGGUAUCGACCAAGCCGAGAAAGCCUGCGAGACCUCGGAUGCUACCCCCACCGUCCCCGCGUCCUUGACCUCGGCCUACUCGUCCUACGAGGAGAAGGCCAAGGCGUGGCUGACCGAGGCGGCCAAGGGCGCCAGUAGCGUGGCCAAGAACUGCCCUACCAAGAUCGGCAAUUGGGUCGAGCUCACCUUUGCCACCGAUACUGCCGAGUGCAAGGCCAUUGUCGCCAAGAUGCAGGGAAAAAGCGGUGCUGCUUCCAGCUCUGCUCCCGUCUUCGCCGCCGUCGGUGCUUUCGCCGGCCUCGUUGGCGUCUUGGCUCUCUAAAAGAGUCUCAAAAUCAACCAUCGCCAAACAACCCGACAUGAUACCCCCACAACCUUACUAAA
Messenger RNA from Neurospora tetraspora, 917 nucleotides. RefSeq lists its product as uncharacterized. The coding region runs from base 184 to 855 and encodes 223 amino acids. The record is from RefSeq and is a predicted model, not a curated record. The transcript is spliced from 2 exons. Lineage: Eukaryota; Fungi; Ascomycota; Sordariomycetes; Sordariales; Sordariaceae.